GCACCAUAUAGCUUUCUUGUAUCGAAAAAAAUCACAUUCUGACACCUCAUCGAAAAUUCUCUAAACUCGGGAACAAGCAAGACGAAGCAAUUGGCACCAAAAUGGCAUCCGCGGACAAGCCCCAUGGAGCUCCUCAGCCGGCGUACCUUCCUACAGCGGGCAGCAUCUUGAAUGCCGACAAAGGCUUCUACGACUCUCUAGCCAGCAGCAAAUCCAGAACACUACAGCAAACCAUCAACAUCCCGCCACGCUCUGCCAAAGCAUGGAAAGUUCCCGCCGGCAGUAUCGUCCGCUUCUCCACGCCAGAAGGCGCUCAAGUAGGAGAUUUGAACAUCUGGAAUCUGGCCAACCCGCGCGAGCGAUUCUGGGCAUCUCGCACGAGACAACUGCAAGCUAGUCAUGUCACUGUGUAUGAUCGACUCUGGAGUUGCUUGCCUUAUCUUAGACCUAUGGUCACAAUCAUCGCGGACUCGUUGAAGGACUAUGGCGUGGAUCAAUGGGGAGGCAGAUGUCAUGAUCUUCUUGGCACUCGUUGUGAUCCCUAUGUAAACACAAUGUUGACCGGAGAUCAGUAUGACUACCACUGUCAUUCGAACUUGACCAGAGCCGUUGUGCCCUAUGGAUUGACUGAGUUCGACGUCCAUGAUGUUAUCAACAUCUUCCAAGUCACUGGCCUGAAUGCCGAGGGUAAAUACUUCAUGGAACCAAGCCCAGCAAAGAAAUCCGAUUAUCUUGAGUUCUUCGCCGAGCAGGAUGUCUUGAUGGCACUAUCUGCAUGUCCUGGAGGUGAUCUCAGCGCUUGGGGAUGGGGAGAAGGAGGCGCUGGGGAGGAGGGUGAGAAGAAGAGCAUGCUUGACUGCUGUCGCCCACUCAGAGCAGAAGUAUACAGCCUGGACGACAAGUCGUUACUGGAAGGCUGGAAGCAAUUUGAGCCACCGAAAUAUACUGGAAUCCACGGUAUGAAGGUGCCAGUUGGAGAGAAUGUGUAGACAUAAUCCUGAUCAAGCAUGCCUGGAAACAAGAAAUGUGUCACAUGUUGUUGCAUCGAAGCUGAUUCACUGUCGAGACCAAAAGCAAAACUAUCCUGGUCCCGGCUAGGAGUCGAACCCCAGCCCCUCCAGCUAUACCCUUAUAACUUGUCAGAAUUCAUUUAUUACCGUAGUCCUCUGUUUGGUGUAACGGCUCAACCUCUCAUGACCCACAAACCAAAAAAGCCCCCAGGCUCCGCCGUAUGUCAAAAUUGCAACAGGCAGCUGGAUG
Messenger RNA from Aureobasidium subglaciale EXF-2481, 1260 nucleotides. RefSeq lists its product as uncharacterized. Lineage: Eukaryota; Fungi; Ascomycota; Dothideomycetes; Dothideales; Saccotheciaceae. Bases 102 to 989 code for a protein of 295 amino acids. The transcript has 2 exons. The record is from RefSeq and is a predicted model, not a curated record.